UGACUGCUUUUGUUUCUAAGCUCCUGCUGAGCUGUCCAUAGUACCUACUUCCCUCCAAACCCACCAGAGAGGCAGAGAGAUGCAAAUUGGCCUCUGGGGUGGGGUGAGGAAAGCGGCUGCUUAAGGAGUCGGCAUUCCCACUGGCAGGGGGAGGAGUUGCUCACACACCUUGGGAUGAGGAAGGAGGGUGUGAAUCACUUUUCUAGAGCGCAGCAGCAGACGAAUGGAGAGAAAGGGAGAACUGAGGACAUAUCUGAAAAUCCAAAACAAAACAAGCCAGCCUUGUUUUUGCUUCAGCUGAACAACUGAAGGGUGGUCCGCAGUAUGAGAGGCCCCGAGGAUCUCUCCUGCUCCCCAGUCGCCUUAAGGGGCAGCCCGAUGGACCUGGCCCAGGCAGGGUCAAAGUGCUUGCACAAGCUCGGACCUUCUGCAAGGAACUCAAAAAAUCCCAGCAGCCUCUACCGAAAGUCUGUCAAGCCACUGAUUGAGAAACGCCGGAGGGCACGCAUCAAUGCCAGCCUGGAACAGUUGAGGAAGCUACUUCAGCAGACCCCAGAUCAACAGAACACUAGAGUUUUGUCACGGCUGGAGAAAGCGGAGAUUCUGGAGAUGACCGUAGAGCAGCUCCACAGGCUGAAGCAGCAAGCUGCUGCCGUUUCUCCUUCUCAAGACAGCCGGGAUUUUGCUGCUGGUUACCGCCACUGCAUCAAUACUGUCAGCAGCUUCCUGAGUUCAGCUGGCUCCUCUUUGAGUCAGGAUAUCAAGUCUCGGAUCCUGCAGCAGUUGGAAGAAACUCCAGGAGCCAAGCCUUCCAUUGCACCAGCUCUAUUUUCCAGAGUCUGGCAACCACCCAAAACAGACUCUUUCUCCUUCUCGGAGUCUUCCUUUUCAUGGGCAUCUCAUUCUCUGCCUCCUCCAAUGCCUGCACGGCCUCCUCCUCCUCAUUCAGACUUCCACACUAUUACUGUGGAGUCUUCAUCACGUCCCCCUCCAGCAUCUACAUUACCUGUGUGUUGGACUCAGCAAACCUCCCCCACUACUACCAGCACCACCCUUAUGUGGAGACCUUGGUGAAUGUGGCCUCACUCAAGAUGGCCAGCCAGGACAGAACAUGUAUAAAGCUAAGCAGAGUUGCCUUGUGGAGACAUGAUGCACCUACCAUACCAAACCUCUAGCCUUAAGGAUUCAGCCAUAUAUGGAGACGAUGAACCCUUCUUGGGCUCUUGAGGCACAGCAGGCUUCCCUGUCUGAUGCUUUGAAAUCUGCCCCCAACCCUGCAGCUCAGUUACCUGAAGCAGGAUUAGAGCAAGCCAGCGGAAAGCCCAGCAGUAAGCCGUAUAAGAGCCAUGCGCUGCUCUAGGAAACGGUGGACAUGGUCAAAGGCAGGAGGGGAAAGAGCCAGUGACCUUUGCUUAGAAGAAUCUAUUGGCUGUUCUGAUCAAUAUUGCUUGAUCCCUGCUUGCUAAGUGCCAUCACUGAAGCAAUAUAUGCCUGCCAGAGCUACUUUUGCAUUUUGUGCGGGAGAUUCUUUGCUGGGGGUUAAGCUUGAUGCCUUUUAAUAAACAUAUAUGAA
Molecule: messenger RNA, 1573 nt
Organism: Hemicordylus capensis (graceful crag lizard)
Lineage: Eukaryota; Metazoa; Chordata; Lepidosauria; Squamata; Cordylidae
Product: transcription factor HES-2-like
Exons: 4
Coding region: 325-1074 (249 amino acids)
Biological process (GO): anterior/posterior pattern specification; regulation of transcription by RNA polymerase II; regulation of neurogenesis
Cellular component (GO): nucleus
Molecular function (GO): RNA polymerase II cis-regulatory region sequence-specific DNA binding; protein dimerization activity; DNA-binding transcription factor activity, RNA polymerase II-specific
Source: RefSeq, a predicted model, not a curated record